AUGCCUGCUGAGCGCAACACCUGCACCAGAAACAAUGAGACUUCUAAUCUGGAUCCACGCCGUCGCCCUCUGGCUCCUAGGCACAACAAUUCUCCAGAGGCUGAACCCCAAAGAGCACCCACCCCAUAUCCUUCUCACCUCCAAACCCUGGAAGAGCACUUCACCGCUGGAAUAAUAGAAAUGCCAGUUCCCAGGCGUCCCAUUUUAAGCUUUCCUCCUCAACAAGAAUCCGAUGACUCCUCCCUAGAGUUCCUUGAUGAAGGCGGUUUCCGUUACCCGUUCCCCCCCUUUCUGCCAAACGUUACUUGUCGACCUUUCGUUAUCCCAGGUCUUCCUGACUCAUCCAGCAGUGACGCUGUAGUCCUGCACCAAUUCCCUGGCCCCCUGGAAAUUCCACCAGCGUUGGAAGCUAUGACUGGAUCCUACCACGUUGUUCCUGCACAGGUUUUUCCAUCCUCAUCACCUAUGAAUACCUCAUCGUCCCCUAAUCCUGACAGUCCCCUCACUGCAUCAACUGAUUCACCAAGUAUGCCACCCCUCGCCUCAGAUGUCUCAGACAAUGGUAGCCUUGAUCAUGCUCCUAAUCUACGAUUACUAGCUGAUGCCAGUGAAUAUGUCACGGCCACCAAAGGAUACAGCAGCGAUCCACAGGAGUUUCUAGUUUACAGUGACGACAUAAUCCAACGACCCUCUAACGACAUCGCUCGAUCCUGGAGAUCCAUUCCUUUUAACACCUCCACCCCUAUUCAGGAUGUCGAUCCUCUAGAACGCGUACUCCCUCACUUCCCUGGAGCUUAUGCCACCAUGGUCACUCGACCUCCUAUGGGAGUCCCCAUCGAUGGAAAUCCUGCCUUCGGACUACGCUGCAUAUUGACGACCCCAGCCGACAUACUUCGAGUUGCUGAACCUGUGGGGAAUUGGAAUCAAUCGGACAAGGAGUGGGAGGAGGACACUUGGGAAUAUCUGCUGACACGGGACGACAACCUCUUGGAAAGCCUUUGGGCGUCAUUACAGGAUAUCAAAGACCCUGGAGUUACCGAUGAAGUCGAUCGCUUCAGAGCUGUAGAUGCUAAAAUCGAUUUACUCCUGGCAGCACGACAAUCGAACAACAUGAAUUCUCCAUUAUCACUCCCCCUUCCAGCACAAUGCCUCGCCGACUUCGCUUCUGUACCAAGUGCAAAACCAAAGGUCAUCUUCAGAGUGAGUGUUGGCAUUGGGUAUGCUCUUCGUGCUGACUCCUACAUCCUCAAUAUCCAUUCCGCAACCCCACUACCAUGGAACCUGGGCAAAUACCCUGCCCCAUCGAGGAGCCUGGAUAUUUACAAGAGCGUCGUGCCCAGUGGAAACUCUAAUGACGAAUCUAGAGAGGGGGGUAAUGUUACACCAAAGUCCAUGAUCAGCCAUGCUGUCCUUGGUUUUGCAGGUCAAGAUGCGUUGUUUGAUAUUGGUAUUGAUGGGUUCGAGGUUCUGAAUAGCUUGAAUGAAGACUUCUGA
Molecule: messenger RNA, 1494 nt
Organism: Fibroporia radiculosa
Lineage: Eukaryota; Fungi; Basidiomycota; Agaricomycetes; Polyporales; Fibroporiaceae
Exons: 3
Coding region: 1-1494 (497 amino acids)
Source: RefSeq, a predicted model, not a curated record